Messenger RNA from Sinocyclocheilus anshuiensis, 4421 nucleotides. Its product is annotated as phospholipase D1-like. The record is from RefSeq and is a predicted model, not a curated record. Gene Ontology annotation, biological process: phosphatidic acid biosynthetic process; intracellular signal transduction; phospholipid catabolic process. Lineage: Eukaryota; Metazoa; Chordata; Actinopteri; Cypriniformes; Cyprinidae. The coding region runs from base 165 to 3293 and encodes 1042 amino acids. Gene Ontology annotation, molecular function: D-type glycerophospholipase activity; phosphatidylinositol binding. The transcript is spliced from 26 exons. Gene Ontology annotation, cellular component: intracellular membrane-bounded organelle; plasma membrane region.
UUUGCCUGUGAGCGCCUUAUCAGUGUGUGUUUGACUGUAUUACACGCUUCUGCUUAGUUUGACGUUUCUGGGGAGAAGAAGACGCAGAGGAUAUUAGGAAUGAUGGGGGCAUCUCUGCCUGUGCGCGGGCAGGAGUGCCCUGGCCGACAGGCCGAUUGUUAGCCAUGCUGCGACAGCAAGAACCCACGGUCAGCACCCUGCAUCUGGUGGCUAAUGAUAUGACAGAUAUCAUGGAGAACUUGGACACACGAGAACUCGACAUUGGAGAUGGGGAAGAAGAGUUUGACGGCCAGGACCCCAAUAGUGCAGAAAACCGCAUCCCCUUCUCAGCCGUGUAUAAAACAAUAGGCUUUAAAGAGCCCGGGGCGCAUGUGUUUCUUACUGCGCUUCCCAUCACCGCCAAAAUCCUGGAGGUGGAACGCUUCACUUCUGCCCAGGAUCGCUUCAACAUCACCUCCCAGAGAAGCGUCUCUAAGUCACUUCCUGCAGUGUUUAAGAUAGAAAUGAGACAUGGAAACUUCACCUGGUUGAUAAAGAGGAAGGAGAAACAUUUUAUGGAGCUUCACAGGGAACUACGCACCUACAAGACCUUCCUCAGAAUUCCACUGCCGUCCCGCAGUCAUGCAGAGCGGAGGCACACUAUUAACAGGAACCUUGAGCGAAACAUGCCAAGUCUACCCCGGGGAGGAGGCGAAGAACUGGCCAGGGAAGAGCAAGUGUCCAGUCGAAAAAGACAACUUGAAGACUACUUGAAUAAGCUGCUUAAAAUGCCAUUGUAUAGAAACUACCAUGCAACAAUGGAAUUCAUUGAUGUGAGUCAGCUGUCCUUCAUUCAUGAUUUGGGACCAAAAGGCUUGGAGGGCAUUGUUCUCAAAAGGUCAGGGGGUCACCGUAUUCCUGGACUGAACUGCUGUGGCCACAGCAAAAUGUGCUACCGCUGGUCCAAACGGUGGAUGGUGGUGAAGGACUCUUUCCUUGUCCUCAUGAAGCCAGACACAGGUGCCAUCUCAUUCGUCCUGCUAGUGGAUAAGGCUUUCGGCAUCAAAAUGGACACUAAAGACACUGAGACGAAGCAUGGUGUCCGCAUAGACAGUCUGUCCAGGACUCUGGUGCUGAAGUUCACAAGUUACCGUCACGCCCGCUGGUGGGGGCAGGCCAUCGAUGAUUUUGUGCGCAAAUACGGCAGCAAUUUCCUUAAGGGUCACCGCUUUGGUUCCUUCGCCAAUGAACAGAAGAACAUCCCAUCUAAAUGGUAUGUGAAUGGGAAGCAGUACAUGGAGGACGUGGCGAAUGCGCUGGAGGAGGCGGAGGAGGAGAUCUUUAUCACCGACUGGUGGCUGAGCCCUGAGAUCUUCCUCAAGAGGCCAGUCGUCGAGGGCAAUCGCUGGAGACUCGAUUCCAUUUUGAAACGGAAAGCGCAAAAAGGUGUGCGGAUCUUUGUGAUGUUGUACAAGGAGGUGGAAUUGGCUCUCGGCAUAAACAGCGAAUACAGCAAACGGACACUACACCAACUUCACCCAAAUAUCAAGGUGAUGAGGCAUCCUGAUCACGUCUCCUCUUCCGUGUACCUGUGGGCGCAUCAUGAGAAGAUUGUAGUCAUUGACCAAUCGGUGGCUUUCGUGGGAGGCAUUGAUCUGGCGUACGGGCGCUGGGAUGAUCUGGAGCAUCGGCUGACCGACAUAGGAAGUGUUACCAGGACUCUUCCUGUGUCUGCAGAGAAAGCUUCUGAAGGCUCUCCUGCUAUGGCCUCUCAAUCAAAUGGACCCAGCAUGGUGCACACUAAUGGCAAAAGUUUGCAUGUUGACACAGCGGACCAGCCGAAACUAAAAGGACAGGGGAAGACCAAGAAGACCCGAUUCAGCAUCCGCAGGCACCUGCAGAAACACGGGCUGGCGCCUGCAGACAGCGUGAGCAGCGUCGAGAGCUCUGAAGAAAAUACUGAAGCGGCGCAGGACCUGCAAGCAGAUGUGAUUGGUCUGAUGGGGAACACGCGGUUCUGGCAUGGCAAAGAUUACUGCAACUUUGUUCAUAAGGACUGGGUCCAGUUGGAUAAACCUUUUGAUGAUUUCAUCGACAGGCACAUAACUCCCAGAAUGCCUUGGCAUGACAUCGCCUCGGUGGUUCAUGGGAAAGCUGCCAGAGAUGUUGCACGGCACUUUAUUCAGCGCUGGAAUUUCACAAAGAUCAUGAAGCCCAAAUACAGGUCCUUGUCGUACCCAUACCUCCUUCCUAAAUCUCACACUACUGCAAAUGAGAUCAAGUAUCAGGUCCCUGGCUGCACCCAGACUAAUGUCCAGCUGUUGCGAUCUGCCUCGGACUGGUCAGCGGGAAUAAAAUACCAUGAGGAGUCGAUUCAUACGGCUUACGUCAAUGCAAUUGAAAACAGCAAACACUAUAUUUACAUAGAGAACCAGUUUUUCAUAAGCUGCGCGGACAACAAAGUCGUUCACAAUAAAAUUGGAGAUGCCAUUGCCAAGAGGAUCAUAAAAGCAUAUCGGGAUGGUAAAAAGUACCGCGUAUAUGUGGUGACACCACUGCUUCCUGGGUUUGAGGGGAACAUCAACACUGGAGGAGGCAGUGCCAUACAGGCAGUCAUGCACUUCAAUUACAGGACCAUGAUUAGGGGAGACUGCUCCAUUAUCUCUCAGCUGAAGAAAGAAGUGGGUGAUCAGUGGAUAAAUUACAUCUCAUUCGGGGGUCUGAGGACCCACGCUGAGCUGGAGGGAAGGCUGGUGACUGAACUGAUAUAUGUGCACAGCAAGAUGCUUAUUGCCGACGACAACACUGUCAUCAUUGGUUCUGCCAAUAUCAAUGACCGGAGCAUGCUGGGUAAGAGAGACAGUGAGGUGGCUGUCAUUUAUGAGGAUAUCCACACUGUGACGUCAGUGAUGGACGGUCAGGAGUAUCAGGCAGGAUGUUUUGGAUUGAGUCUGCGGCUGGAGUGUUUCAGGAUGAUUCUAGGCGCCAACACUGACCCCAGCAUUGAUGUGACGGACCCUAUAAGUGACCAGUUUUACAAGGAGGUGUGGAUGACCACCGCUGCCCGCAAUGCAACCAUCUACCAGAAGGUGUUCCGCUGCUUGCCAUCCAGUGAUGUUCGGUCAAUUUUGGAGUUGGAUGGCUUCCUCUCUAAGCCUGGUUUGGAGAAAGAGGACCCUGCACGUGCUCAAGAGGAGCUGAAGAAGAUUCGAGGCUUCCUGGUCCAGUUCCCUCUCCAGUUCCUCAGCGAGCAGAACCUUCUGCCACCCAUCGGAUCAAAAGAAGCCAUGGUGCCCAUGGACGUGUGGACAUAAGAGAACCUGCCCACAUCACCUGAAUAAAAUAAUAAACUGCAAAUCUAGCAGAUGUACCAGGAACGACCUAAGCUUUCCUAUUGUAUAACGAACACUUCUGAGACAGAAAAUGAGAUCUGGAGGAGCUUCAGCCAUAAGUUGUUUACCCACUCGGAGUUAAGGACUCCAGACUGGUUUGCUUCAUCACUGUUUGAAGCUUGAUUGUUUAUAUAUUCUAACACUAUGCAACUAAUAUUAUUUUUUAUGAACUAUUCUCAUAAAUUCUACAAAAUGGUGAUAUGGAUGCUUUUGUGAAGUCUUCAGUGUCCUCGGACACUUGAUUGAAUGCUGUAUAUUGGUUUCUUGUUCAUUAUUAUUGAAUGGUUUUGUGCCCUGUAACAUGCACUGAAUAUGUAUUAUUCUCUGCAUUUAAGUGCCAACUAUGUCUGUGUAACAUUUAUCUUUUCUCUAUAUGAAGUGUAAACAUUCCUUGUGUACUAUAUCUCAAUGUAAUUUAUUGUUCUGUGAUAGUGGACAUGGUCCAUUAAUUGUUGCUUUCCUAUGGUACAAAUUGCCAUGUUUUGGUGGCCUUAUUCGUUUACUGUGUUAAUGCUGGGUAUGAACUAAAAUUCACCAAAGCAUUUUUCUAUUAUGACGAAACGAAGUUGAUUUUAUAAGAAUAACAGACUAGUAUUCAGAUUUAUCCCCAUUACUUGUCUAAAAUGUACAGUAUACUAUAAAAACAUGCUAUGCCUGGAGCUCUAAUGAAGUUUGCUAACCGUUCUUGAAAUAAUUAAACCACUGAUCAUCACAAUUCAUUUAGAAGUACUGAAUCAACUACAACGGCUAUGGUUUAAAUAACCUGUCAGGAUUUCCAUGUCACUGUAAAGAUUGCAGCAUGUGUGUCCCGCAUUCUGAAUAUGCAGCAAGUAUCUUCUAACAGUUGUUAGCCAAGCACUCAAAUGUCUGCACUGUUGACUGUGUAUCUGCACUUUUAUAGUAGUUCAGAAACUGAUAUCUGUUCUCUUUUUGUUUUCUUUUCCUCAUGUCUUUUUACUCCCCAUGAAUUGCAUUUUUGCACAAAAUAUGUAUCGGGAUGUUUAUGAAACAUGUGAAUUGAUGUUAUAGAAAAUGAUUAAACCAUGAUUU